AUGGAGCUGCGUCAUGUGAAGAGCUACAGCUUCAUGGAGCAGGUGUCGCUCUCAAACCAGAAUCAGGAGACAAUCAACGCAUGGCUUCUCAUUGAUCGCCGGAAUCAUGUCUACCUGGAUGCGGAACGUGGCUGGAUGGAAGUGCAGCCCACGGGCACAGUGCACUUCACUGCACAACGUCCACUCAGUGGCUUGAAGCUGAACAUAGCUGGCACUCACAGCUUCUACAUUGGUGCCCAGGGAUGUCCACCGCUGACAGGGGUGGCCUGGCCAGGGAGCGCUUGUGCUGCGGUGCGACCGAAACGAGCGCGAGCACUCGCAGCAAGCAGGGCCCGGCCCAGCCCAGCCCAGCCCACUCUUUUGCCGAUGCUGGCCUUGAGAACCCGGCUGCAGGGCUUCCGCCUUCGCAGCGGCGUCGAAGGCGACCUAGCAGGCCAGGCCCGCAAGAAGGAAGAGGAUCUCUUGCUGGUUCCCCCUCCUUUUGAUGCUGGCAUGUGCUGGCCUCAUCCUCCUGAGCUGCCUCCUCUUCGGCGGUGGGAAUACUUCUGGGAGUGGGAUCAUCUGGGAUCGGACGGCCAGGCUUGUUUCCUGAAGGCUUUCAGGUAUGGCACGCGUCUCACGACAGUGGGAACGGAUGCCCCAUGCUUCAGGGAAGACAGCUGUCUGUGGCUUCGUGCGUGGUGCAUCUCCAGCGUAGAAAUCUUUGGAAAGGGCCGGAACGGUGCCCCAGUGCCAAUAUGCAAGAAGAAUUGUGCAGGCUGGGAUAUCACCGCGCGAUGGGACACGCCUGGGCGCCGUCCGUCUCAUACGGCGUGGCUUCAUUGGUUUAACUGA
This is a messenger RNA of Symbiodinium sp. CCMP2592, 834 nucleotides long. NCBI's taxonomy places the organism in Eukaryota, Dinophyceae, Suessiales, Symbiodiniaceae. The record is from the annotation of a GenBank genome assembly.